Messenger RNA from Prunus avium (sweet cherry), 2834 nucleotides. RefSeq names its product RNA-binding (RRM/RBD/RNP motifs) family protein (gene ROS3). NCBI's taxonomy places the organism in Eukaryota, Viridiplantae, Streptophyta, Magnoliopsida, Rosales, Rosaceae. Gene Ontology annotation, cellular component: nucleus. The record is from RefSeq and is a predicted model, not a curated record. Gene Ontology annotation, molecular function: RNA binding.
GUUUUAACAAAGGAGGAGAGCGAGAGUUUAUGGAAAAAAUAAGUGAAUCCGCCCAAUCCCAAUCGCUGGUAGUUGAGAAUUUUCAAGAGAUGGAAGAAGAAGAAACGCAAGUAGAUGGAGGAAAGAAGAUUCGGAUACAUGUUGGGGGAUUGGGAGGGAGCGUGACGGAGGAGGAUCUGCAUCGGAUGUUUGGUGCAGGAGGAAACGUGGAGGGAGUAGACAUUGUCAGAACUAAAGGUCGAAGCUUUGCCUACGUCGACUUCCUGCCUUCCUCCGACAAGUCCCUCUCCAAGCUAUUUACCACGUACAAUGGGUGCUCGUGGAAGGGAGGGAAGCUGAGACUCCACAAGGCUAAAGAACAUUAUCUUGUUCGUUUGAAACGAGAAUGGGCUGAAGAAGAUGCUCAACUUCCGCCGGCAGAUAUUAAGCCCAGCAAACCUCUUCCUCCUUCGCAAGAAUCACGGACCAAGCAGCUUCGGAUUUUCUUUCCUGCACUAAGAACGGUAAAAGCUUUGCCCUUUACUGGAACUGGCAAACACAAAUACAGCUUCCAGCGUGUUCAAGUUCCUUCUCUCCCCGUCCAUUUCUGCGAUUGUGAAGAGCAUUCUGUCCCUUCUCACCCUGCUCCUCCUGCUCAUCAAAACCAAUUAUGUCCUGGGAUCAAUGAGCAAGAGCUUAAUAUCAUGAAUAAAGUAAUGGACAAGCUCUUCCAACGUGAAAAAAACGUUUCUGUUUCUGAUACUCAUCAAAGCAGGACUUGUGCACUGCCUAAUCAACCCCACCAUGAACUGCCUGUUGCUACUGCAGCAGAGGAAGAUAAUCUCAUAAUUAAUAUUGUGUCAAGCAACCAGGAUGAGGAUAAAUUAUCAGAGCUUCAGGAAUUGAGAUCCAGUGGAGCACAAACUUCAAAAGCAGAGGAACCAUCUGAAAAUGUGUUUAAAGCGCAGAAAGCUAGUAUUAAUGGACCUCCUAAGAAAAAGAGGAAAUCCCUUCUCGGUGAUUACAACAAUCAAAAUGAAUUUGAGGAUGCUAUUCCUGGCAGCAAGAAGAAUUUGCCAACCCAUUCAAAAGAGUCAGGAAAGUUCAUGGGAGCUCAACCGGAUCAACAAGAAUUAGGUGCUCAACAUGUUUCGUGGUCUCAGAAAUCUUCUUGGAAACAACUUGUUGGUCAUAGAGGCAGCAGUACGUUCAGUGUCUCACAUGUACUGACAGGCAUUGCUUCUUCUACUGACCAAGUGCAACCAAAAUCUGUUAGUUCAGAAGUGCCCCAUCUUGUUAGCAAAAACCAGGACUUGGAAAGCAAUGGAAACUUGGAAGACCAGCUCUGUGAGGUGGAACUGGUGGACGGGUCUGGCAGUUCAGAAGUGGCCCAUUUUGAUAGCAAAAACCAGAACUUGGAAGGCCAGCUCUGUGAGACGGAACUGGUGGAUGGGUGGGUUGAACCUCAACCUACCAUGUCAAUUGCAGUUUCAAAUAAGUCAGGAAGAGGUGCUUCAUGGCGCCAGCAAUCCUCAUGGACACAAUUGGUUAGUGAUAAUAGUUCCAGUUCAUUCAGCAUAAAACAAAUUGUGCCAGGUAUCUCUUUUGAGCAGCAGUUCGUCCCAAAGCCAAAAAGUGCAGAUGCUGUAAGCUCCACUGACAGAAAGCUUAAGGAGAUAGUAAAACAGGAUAAAGAUCAUGAUAAUUUUACUAGUGGAUCAUCUUUAGGAAUUGGAAAGGGGCGUGAUGUUUUAAUAAGUAGUCCAGAAGAUACUGUUGUAGACAAUGACGGUGCAUGCGCUCCAGAUGUUGAGAAAAAUUGUGAUUUAACACCAAAGCAAGUAUCUGCAGGAAAUGUUGAGAUAGGUGAAACUUGCUCAUUUAUGAGGAGUUCUUCUUCUUUGAAAGAAUGGACGAAAAUCAAGGCUGCUCUUAGUGGGUCGCUGAAAAGAAAGAAUAUUGAGAAUUAGAUGAUAUUCCUGAAGUAAUAUCAGCCUUGCAACAGUGCCCAUGAAUUGCGUUUCUUUUGGGGAGUAGUUCCUACCGAAUUUUCCAUUGCUCAUAGUGUCAUGAUUUUUCUUUCAUCAUUGCAAAUCAUGGCAUCAAGUCCCGUUCUUAGAUGUUAUUUGUGAAGUCCACCACAUUUAAUUUGUAGUGUAGGCAGGGCUUUUUCCCAUUUGGCUGAGUCCUUGCUUAUGUACUCUGUUUGGCCCAACUUUGCAAGAGUUCCUGGUGUGGUGAGGCAGCAACUUCAAAUUCAGAGCAUGUCUUCGUACACUUUGGUCAUGAAUUUAAGCAUUUCUACUAUUCCAAAUCAGCUUGCAUACCUAUUACGCAAGGUCGAAAAGAACUUUCACUUGCUUCAUGAGUCUAUGAAACUUCACCCUACAACAACAUCCAACCACAGAGCAUAAGAUGAAUAUCUCCGUACUUUCUUUUGCUGAGCAGUCCCGCAGAGCAUGUGGCAUGUAUCAGAGUUUCAAGCGUAUUUUGCAUCUGUCAUGUUUGAUGUUGUGAAGUCUUUCAUCUGGAGCAGAUUGGUUUCUAUAGGGAAUUAUGCAAUUUUGCCAAGGACUUGCAUUGCCCAGACACGUUUCCAGAAACUUUUCAUUGUAUUGGUGCACUAUUCCACCACCUUGACAGCCCGCCAUUCCCUCCUGUCCAGAAUUGCUACCCGUAACUGAUCCUCUCAGAAAUGGAUAUUGGGAAACUCCAGUGCAAUACAAUCCAAAUUGGCGGUUUCAUAACUUCUCGAGUGUCUUCGAAACUAUGAAAGUUGCAAGUAACUUGUAACCUUGGACAAAGUUAUAUUUGAUAGUUGAAUAUACAUAGCAAAACUUUUUUCAUUUUUCAAA